This is a messenger RNA of Bufo bufo (common toad), 1711 nucleotides long. RefSeq names its product syncoilin, intermediate filament protein (gene SYNC). Lineage: Eukaryota; Metazoa; Chordata; Amphibia; Anura; Bufonidae. The record is from RefSeq and is a predicted model, not a curated record. The coding region runs from base 166 to 1158 and encodes 330 amino acids. The transcript has 4 exons. Gene Ontology annotation, cellular component: intermediate filament.
UCAGGCGUGCCCAGCUAGACUCAAGGGCCCAAUUUCUGUGUGAAGCAUGUGGAAGAUAAAGUGACAGCUUACAAGUCUCACCCUGCCUAUGAAGGGGGGAAACAUUACCCACAGGCUCUUGUGCGUAGUUUAUUAAUACCAAAGAAGUCAGUUUGAGCAGAUGAAAUGUCCAGUCCAGAGGAUGAAGGGGAACGUUCUCAAGAAGGGAGGGUACAUGCACAGUCGAGUCCCUCUUCACCAGUCAUUACCGAAUUUUUGUCCAUAGAGGACAUAGGGGUAAGAUUCCAAUACUGUAUCGCAGCUGUGGAAGACUUGGAAAGAGAAAGAGAGGAGCUCAUACGUGAGUUGGCCUUACUUCGUGAGCCCUCAUUGGAAGCUGUAAAACAAGCACAUGAGGAGGUAGUGCAGGCAUAUGGACAGAAGGCUCAAGUAGAGCUUGAGAGGGACACUUUGAGGGAAGAGAUACGAGGAAUACGCCGUAAAUUGUUCCGAGUGACUAAAGAAUGUGUAGCAUCCCAAUACCAACUAGAAAAUCGACGUCAGGAAUUAGUUCAGAAAACUGCAGAACAAGAAGAGCUAGAGACUGUUGCAGUUCGACUGACAGAGGAACUUUCCCAACUGCGGAAUAUCUUAACUCAACAGAGACAGGAGGAAGAACUGCGACUUAGAGCUCCGCAACGGAGGCGAAUCUCACGUGAACUUCAGGAAAGAAGACGGCUCUCUGCGGAGCUACAAAGCAUAACUGAAGAACAACACAGUACUCUACAAGACCAUUAUGAACCCAAACUUCUUCAACUCCUCGAGCACGUUGAAAGAGGGGCACGGGCCAUAAGGAAGGCACAGGAAGAGUUGCAAAGGCUUAGAGAAGAAAUAAGGCCACUCCAAGCAGAAGCUUGCCAACUGCAGGUUCAGAAAUGCAGUCUACAAGAGCAAAUCCAGCUCCUGAAGAAGAAGAGUGGAGAAGAAGUGCAACUUUACAGGGAACAGCUGCAAGAGCUCGAAGAGAGGAGGAGGGAGAUUAAGGUUUCAGUCCAGCAGCAACAACAUAAGAAUACAGAGAUGGAAGAAUUACGGAAAAGUUUAGCCCAGGAGCUUGCAAUCUACAAAGGUUGUCUUGAACUAUAUGGACAGCUAUUUAAGUCUGUUACCAAGAAAUGACGAUGACCAGUCCAAAUCCGUAACAUUCUUCAUGUGGAUAAAACAGAGCAGCUGUCCUAGGAAGUCAAAGAUGAAUACUUCUGUACAGUGCUUGUGGAAAUGCCCAACACAAGCUUCACAGUAACUUGACUGCGCAGCUCCAAUUUCAAACAAGAAAUGUGGCAAAGGAAAACUUGCUUACCACGAUUCAUGUAGAAUGAAAUGCAGCAAUUUUUAUAAUACAGAUGCUGGGAAUUUUUUUAAACCAUUUCUAGUCGAAUUCUGUGUGAAAUUCCACUCAUACCCAUCAUCUAUACACACACACACACAAAUAAAAUAAAAAAUAAAACCAUGUAGAAAACAAUUGAAAUCUAUUUAUUUCAUAUGAGGUGCUCAUCCACUGUAAAAGGAGAUGUGCAACACAGACAGCAAAUCCACACAAAUACAAAAGGAUAUUACAGUGCCCCCGUAAAAAUUAAGCACAACUAAGUAGUGGAUGACAAGUCUAAAGUACAAUACAUACUUCAAACAAAAGAAAAGAAUGCACUGGGGGAAAGGGCUUAAAAAGAGCUCA